CCCUAAUCGCUCUUCUAACAGCAGGAUGACCUUGGUAGCGGCGGCACUAGUUGCUAACCUUUGGACAGCAUCGGAAAACCGCGGCACCGAUAUCGUCCCGAUAAGCGGCCACGUGACCCGAUUAGUCAGCGCCCACAUGCCUCUCGCUUCGAAUCCCUCCAUCCCUCCCUCUCCGCACUUGGACCGAGCUCACAUGGCGCCAGGAAUCCAGGGCGAAGAGGAGGAGUAGGAGGAUGAGGAGGAGGAAGAGGAGGAGUAAACCAAACUGGAUUUGAUUUCCGACUCGUCAUACAACACAACAGACCUUACCUACCUCACUGAGGAUACCAUGAGCUGACGGGCAUUGUUGCUACCUCUCCUCCCUCCUUCGUCGCCCACCCGGCCAUGAUCAGCACCUUGGGCUUCUCGAUGCGUUGCUCAGAUGCUGCGCCCAUGCUGUGCCCUUCACUCCAGACUCACAGCCGACGACCAUGCACAGCGCUACAGCUUCAUCCCAGACACCAGCUAUGCUGCCGCUGGACUCAACCUCCGACGAGCUCGGUCCCGGCCUUUCCUCUCUUCCGUCUCCAUCAUCAAAGCCAGCCCUGAUAUCGCUGCCCGAGUUGCCCGAGGACGUCUUCCUCUUAGUCUUGGCAGACCUCUCCGCAUGGGACGUCGUGUCCUGCCAGCGCGUCUCAAAAGCAUGGCGCACCGCAUUCUCUAGAGACGAAUACAUCAGAUUCGUGCUGCAGUCCUACCCGCGCGCCAGGGAAGUCCGGUCCCUUCCCCCCGGCACACUCCAUCUGCACUCUCCCUGCCACCCACAAAGCUCGUUGGACUGGAAAGGCAUCCUGGCCGCCGUGGCCUUGCGCUACCACCACCUGGCCCAUGGCACUGCCAGAGUCGUCGACAGAUAUCCCAUGGCGCCGGUUGAACAAUUAGGCGACUGGUUCCCUGUCGGCCAGUGGGACUACCACGAAAGCCAGCCAGGAGGGCGUCUGUACUACGAGACCGCGGCCAGCCACCUGAGUCGCAUUGGCACCAAGCCUUACCUGUUCAGACCGACUCUGUGGUCCUACGACGACGGUCUCAUGGUGUAUGCGCCCGCCGAGUGCAACGAGGAUGGCUACUUCCCGCAGAUCCUGGCCCUGUUGGACGUCGAGACGGGCCAGAAGUAUCCGAUCCCAUUCGACAUUCGAGGCAAGAUCAUCCGCAAUCUCCGGCUCAAGGACCGAACCUUGAUUGUGGAAUGGGCCGAGAAAGACCCUUUCCACAACCUCAACGCCAUGGAACAAGUCAACCGGCAUUUUGCCAAUUGUUUCGACGUCCGACGGCCUGCUGGAGAAGACACGUCCUGGGAGGUGACCUGGCGGUCGGAGUGGAAGAUGCAUUUCCUCGGCCUGCCGCCCAACUACCACGACCGCUUCUUCUCGACCCACAAUGCCACCCAUUACGCCGUGUAUUUCUGGCAGCCCAACCGGAGCAUGUACACGGGCGACGAGGAGCUGCCCAUCGAGUCGCUCUCGGUCUGGGACAUUUCUGGCCCCUCGCCGUAUCGGCCCUCCACGGACCCGUCUGGGAAAUUCCGCCCCGCCGGGAAAGCCGGCCCAUGUAUUGUGUCGAGGUUCUCUUUCAUGCAGAUGGAUCUCUUCGGCAUCCGCCAGCGCGCCAGCGUCGCCCUGAUGUCGCUGCACCUGGACUCGGAGACCCUGUCCCUCACGGUGCGCGAGAACGUCGGCGUGGCCGGCCAGGGCUACUUUGACCCGGCCGAGCGGCUGUGGUGCGCCAAGACGACCACGUUCCCCUUCCUCGGCGAAGGGCCCAGGCUGUUCCGGGAAUGGGACGGCAACCUGCCCCCGUACCGCGGCCACUGCAGCAUGGAGACGGCCGACGUGGAAGAAAGCGAGCCGUGGUUCCUGCCCGUCAUGGACGUGGUCGACGCCGCCGCCGGCGUCAGACUGAGCCUGGUCGAGACGUGCUUCUCGGGCCACAGCGUGGAGAACAGGCUGGUCGUGCGUCUGAAGGUCGAAGCCGACGACAACAGGGACUUUGCCACCCUCGACGAAGCUGCCCUCGGCUGGGCCACCCUCGACGACGACUUGACCAAGGAAGUCUCCUUCAUGGGCCGCAUCGCGGGCGACGAGCGGUGGCUGAUAGGCCAGAACGAGCGGAUGGAGAUGGUGGUCCUGAAGUUUUGAGACGCAAAGCUGAUGUUUGUCUUUUGUCUCCCUCUCUCCUGUACAUACCGUUUCCCUCAGCUGCCCAUGCCCUUUUGCGUGUUUGUCUGUCUGUCGGGCCGUUUGCUUCCGAACGUAUAUAUACAUACACAUACAUGAGAAUCAUCAAUAGAUGCGUUGUGUGGGAUAGUGGAGUGUUGUAGAUUACUUGCUGUUCAGCCGAGAGCGGUUUGACUCUCCCUCUCCCUCUCACUCUCGAGACUCUGCUGCAGAACCAAGAACCAAGAACCAAGACCCA
Messenger RNA from Cladophialophora immunda, 2454 nucleotides. RefSeq lists its product as uncharacterized. Gene Ontology annotation, molecular function: protein binding. The record is from RefSeq and is a predicted model, not a curated record. The coding region runs from base 471 to 2177 and encodes 568 amino acids. The transcript has a single exon. Lineage: Eukaryota; Fungi; Ascomycota; Eurotiomycetes; Chaetothyriales; Herpotrichiellaceae.